Molecule: messenger RNA, 1323 nt
Organism: Calliphora vicina (urban bluebottle blowfly)
Lineage: Eukaryota; Metazoa; Arthropoda; Insecta; Diptera; Calliphoridae
Product: methionine aminopeptidase 1
Exons: 3
Coding region: 99-1232 (377 amino acids)
Biological process (GO): proteolysis
Cellular component (GO): cytosol
Molecular function (GO): metalloaminopeptidase activity
Source: RefSeq, a predicted model, not a curated record
AUUGAAAAUGCGGUGGUAGUCGAAUUAAACUAUUUUUAGAUUUUUUUUUAAUAAAUUGCAUUUUAUAUAAACUUUAAUUGCAACGAAACGAAGAAAAAAUGGCAAACAAAUGUGAAACUCCCGAUUGUGGCAAACAGGCGACACUGCAAUGUCCAACAUGUCUAAAAUUGGGCAUACCGGGAUCGUUUUUUUGUACACAGGCUUGUUUUAAAGGUUUCUGGAAGGAGCACAAGUUGAUACAUGCCUUGGCGGAGGGAGUUGCCAAGCCAAAACAGUCCAAUGAGGAGUGUGGUUACAAUCCCUAUCCGUACUACCAAUUCACCGGUACACUAAGGCCAUAUGAGAAAACACCUAAACGGGCUGUGCCCGAGAGCAUAGAACGUCCAGAUUAUGCCGACCAUCCUCAGGGAAGAGCCGCUUCUGAAGAGGCCAUGAGGGGCAAUACUUCAAUCAAAGUUCUUGAUGAUGAUGAAAUUGAGGCCAUGCGUGUAGCCGGUCGUUUGGGGCGAGAGUGUUUGGAUGAAGCUGGCAAAGCUGUGGAUGUGGGUGUUACCACAGAUGAGCUCGAUCGUUUGGUGCAUGAGGCCGCUAUUGAAAGGGACUGUUAUCCUUCCCCCUUGAAUUACUACAACUUUCCCAAGUCGUGUUGCACUUCCGUUAACGAGGUAAUUUGCCAUGGCAUACCCGAUAAGAGACCUCUGAAGGAUGGUGAUCUGUGUAAUAUAGAUGUUACCGUCUAUCACCAUGGUUUCCAUGGCGAUUUGAAUGAAACAUUCUUUGUGGGAAAUGUUUCCGAAAAACACAAGAAAUUGGUGCGUGUAACCUAUGAGGCCUUAUCAAAAGCCAUCGAAUUGGUAAGACCGGGCGUCAAAUACCGUGAGAUUGGUAAUGUUAUACAGAAAUAUGUAGCUCCUCAUGGUUUUAGUGUAGUAAAAAGCUAUUGCGGUCACGGCAUACACAGACUGUUCCACACUGCCCCCAAUGUGCCUCAUUAUGCCAAAAACUCUGCUGUGGGUGUUAUGAAAGCGGGCCAUUGCUUCACUAUUGAACCUAUGAUUUCCGAGGGUGUGGCUAAGGCCGAACAAUGGCCUGAUGAUUGGACUGCUGUUACAGCUGAUGGCUUAUAUUCAGCACAAUUUGAACAGACUUUGCUAGUCACCGAUACCGGUUGUGACAUCUUAACAAAGCGUCGUGAAAACAAUGGCCAACCUUGGUUUAUGGAUAAAAUGUAAUGUGACAAUAUUUUACAAUUUUAUUGUAUACUUUUUUUCAAACUUUAUAAUAAACCAAUUUUGAUAUUGUUUGUUCUUUUGUUAAAAUAAA